Molecule: messenger RNA, 2341 nt
Organism: Gekko japonicus
Lineage: Eukaryota; Metazoa; Chordata; Lepidosauria; Squamata; Gekkonidae
Gene: TIPARP
Product: TCDD-inducible poly(ADP-ribose) polymerase
Exons: 6
Coding region: 225-2207 (660 amino acids)
Molecular function (GO): metal ion binding; NAD+ poly-ADP-ribosyltransferase activity
Source: RefSeq, a predicted model, not a curated record
GGGGCCGGGCGGGACAUGGGCGCUUGGUCACGCCGCGAGCGGCCAGUGGGGAGAGCUCCGUGAGCGCCUCUUGGCUCCGGGCUUCGCUCCUCUCCACUGUCGCGCCGGAGUUCAGGACCCUUCCGGGGCUUCGCAUUGUUGGAGCUGCCGCCGCAGACUCGGGCUGGCGACUGCAGGACUGUAGGAACGUGGAAAGCGGAGGCAAACUUGGGAAGAAGAAGCCGAUGGAGACGGACCUGGAGCAGCCCGUGGUGUGUGUAGCGGCACAGCCCCACUGUCAGGAGAUGCAGUGCUCUCCUUCGGAGGUCUUUGCCCCGCCACUGAGGAUCCCGGAGAAGAUCCCGCCCGUCAAGCCUUGUUUUAAGAAAAAACAGCAAGCCCAGAAGAGGCUGGACACAGAGGCGCUGAGGGCUUUGCGGCCCAUCUUCACCAGUUUGCUAGGGGCAGGUACCCUAGAUGGGAUCUUUGUACCACGGGGGCAGAACGGCGGCCACGGCAACUUGUGUGAACCUGUGGCCCAGAAGCCUGUGGGGGUCGCUGCCCCGUGCCCACAACCAGACAACAGCGUAGCCGUCUUGCUGCCGGGAGCGCCGGAUGUUCAGGGACAGAUAGCCGAUGGGCCUCCUGAACAGGAUGGCCAGACUGGGGAGCAGGUCUUCCCAUCUGUCACUUCUCCCGCUGCUGCUGAGGCGUUCCACGCUGUCCCUGGCGAUGCUGCUGCCUUUCGUCCCUGCCCUCAGAAGGCGCUUGAAGGUUACCCUCCUGGAGGUGUCCAGGACCACAACCUCCCCCUGGCCCUGUGUGACUCGAAGCCUGCUGAGAAGUUCGGAGCUGGGCUCUUCCAGGACAAAAGCGAGGAGGCUUCUCUUGACCUUGUGUUUGAAAUCUUGAACCAGCUCCAAUAUCACACCCACCAGAAGGACGGGGUCGACAUCUGUGUGGAUUUUCUACAAGGGGUUUGUGUUUUGGGCAGCGACUGCCCCCGGCAUCACACAGUCCUGCCCUACCACUGGCAGAUCAGGAGGACUGCUAGCCAAGCGUGGCAGAGCGUGACCAAUGACUCGCAGGAACAUCUGGAAAGACUCUACUGCAGUCCGGACAACGACAGGGUCAAAGUCCGAUAUCGAGGUCAUGAGUUUUUAGUAGACUUGAAUAGUAUGAAGCUCUGUGAUACAACGGAAUUUGACCAGUUGAGGAGACUAUCUACACCUUUGUGUACCAAUGCCAACUCCAACUCCAACUAUUAUACAGUCUGGAAAUACUUCUGCAGGGAUCAUUUUGGCUGGAGAGAAUAUUCAGAGCCUGUCGUAAGAUUGAUAGAAGAAGCCAACUUCCGAGGUCUGCCAGAGGUUCGAUUUGUUACGUGGCACAACCGUUACAUUCUGAACAUUAAAGAUGGCUUUCAGCAAAAUGCGUGUAUUCGGAGAGAAAUCAAGAAGAGACCUCUCUUUCGCUCCUGCGUCAUCCUCAUGCCGUACUUGCAGACCCUCGGUGGAAACCCUUCCAUCCCUCCACCAUCCACAGAGGCCAUCUCCUCGCAAGUCUUAUCUCCAGCUGCUCUUACCUCUCCAAACUUCUAUCCCGAAACGUGGAUUAACAUGGAUCCAGUUCAAGACUUCAUUCAAGUGCCUGUCUCGAAGGAGGACAAAAGCUACAGAACCAUUUAUAAUCUCUUUCAUAAGACUGUGCCGGAGACCAAAUAUAGAAUUUUGAAAAUACUGCGAGUUCAAAACCAGUUUUUGUGGGAGAAAUACAAGAGAAAAAAAGAAUACAUGUCUAAAAAAAUGACAGGACUUGACAGGAUAAUGAAUGAGAGACAUUUAUUCCAUGGGACUUCCCAGGACGUCGUUGAUGGGAUUUGCAAACACAAUUUCGACCCGCGGGUGUGUGGGAAACAUGCCACCAUGUUCGGGCAAGGCAGUUACUUCGCCCGGAAGGCCAGCUACUCACAUAACUUCUCCAAGCGCUCGCCCAAAGGGAUCCAUUACAUGUUUCUGGCUAAAGUACUGACUGGGAAAUACACAGUGGGCAACCAUACCAUGAGGAGACCCCCGCCCGUAAACCCAGGCAGCAUCACGAGCGACCUGUAUGACUCUUGUGUGGACAAUUACUUUGAGCCUCAGAUCUUUGUCAUUUUUAAUGACGACCAGAGCUACCCCUAUUUUGUGAUCCAGUAUGAAGAAGUUAGUAACUCUGUUGUCAUCUGACAGUAUUUCACGUGGGUAAAUUAUUCGUCGUGACAAACUGAAGCCUGGUAUUUGUAGGACAGACUGUGUUGCAGGAAGAUUGGGGGGGGGGGUUUGUAAAACUUUUUAAUAAAAGUGUUUGGGAGCAGAUUUUA